Syngnathus typhle (broad-nosed pipefish) is the source of this 2104-nucleotide messenger RNA. RefSeq names its product suppressor of cytokine signaling 4 (gene socs4). Lineage: Eukaryota; Metazoa; Chordata; Actinopteri; Syngnathiformes; Syngnathidae. The transcript is spliced from 2 exons. Gene Ontology annotation, cellular component: phosphatidylinositol 3-kinase complex. Bases 226 to 1383 code for a protein of 385 amino acids. Gene Ontology annotation, biological process: phosphatidylinositol phosphate biosynthetic process; intracellular signal transduction. Gene Ontology annotation, molecular function: 1-phosphatidylinositol-3-kinase regulator activity. The record is from RefSeq and is a predicted model, not a curated record.
CACCGCUCCACCUCUUCACUUCAGACAUCACAAUGGAGCGGAGGAAACUGCUGCCCCCAGUGGGAUUUGACACAGUGAUGUUAUAGGAUGUACAACAAUCUGCCAUCUGUCAGAAGGGGUGAGGUUGCAAGCUGGUCACACAUGUCCGUUAAUGUGUAGACAACUAGCAUGGGUGAAGAGCUGGAUUUGUGACACUGUUUCUAAGCGAGAGAAGAGGGAGCAGCCAUGUCUGAGAAGAAGCCCCGAUGCUCGGACACUCGUCCCAAAUCUGGCCUUCGCAGUUGGAGUGCCGAUAGUUACAUUUGGCGAGGAAAGAAGCGGUCGAGGAACUCUCGCAAGGGUUCCAGUCCUGGAGGGUUUGAGGCGGAGGGGUCAGAGGAACUUGGGGUACGGUCCACUUCCUGUCCGAGGAGGCGAAGAGAGAGAAAGUGUAGCUGCAGCAGUCUUGGGGAAGACAUCGAUGCUGUGUGCCGAAAGGCAAUGUCCAGGCGCUCUCUGCGGCAGAAGUUCCAGGAUGCUGUGGGACAGUGUUUACCCUUGCGCUCGCAUAAUCCCCACCAUCAUCACCACCAUCUAGCGGGAGCCUCACGUCCAUUCUCUGUGUUAUUCUGGUCCAAACGCAAGAUUCACGUAUCAGAGCUCAUGCAAGACAAGUGCCCCUUCUCCCCCAAAUCUGAACUGGCUCACAGUUGGGACCUUUUUCAAAACCAUGCCACCCACUCAGGUGUCCACAUGGACCUGGAGGCUAACCUGAAAGCUAACAACUCCCCACCACAUCCCCCAUCCCCCCCACACAUCUCCUGGGAGGAGAUCUGCUGCUCCCCUGAUCCUAGAAGCCUCAUUCAAGAGGACUGGGACACUAUUUGUCCACACGAGCAAAUAGAGGACAGCAACGGCCACAUACUGGUCCCUGAUCUCCUGCAGAUAAACAACAGCUCCUGCUAUUGGGGGGUUCUGAACCGUUUUGAGGCGGAGGAACUCCUGGAAGGCCAGCCGGAAGGAACCUUCCUUCUCAGAGAUUCCGCUCAGGAUGAAUUCCUUUUCUCCGUCAGCUUUCGACGGUACAGCCGGUCCCUGCACGCACGCAUUGAGGAGAACGGCAAGCGCUUCAGUUUUGAUGUACGCGACCCGUGCAUGUACCGGGAUAGCAGUGUGACGGGGUUGCUGAGACACUACAGUGACCCGGCCACCUGUCUCUUCUUUGAACCCCUCCUUUCCCAGCCACUACCCAGAACAUUUCCCUUCUCCCUGCAGCACUUGUGCAGGGCUGUGAUCUGCAGCUGCACCACCUACCAGGGGAUAAAGAACCUUCCACUGCCCUCUCAGCUCAGGAACUACCUCGGCCAGUAUCACAUCAAGUGUCAAGGGGCUUGUGCUGUGUGACUAGCAAAAGAGACAUUGGUCCUACAUGUACUAUAUGUUGUUGUUUUUUUUCCAUUGAAGCGUUUUGUUUCAGGCCUGGAUGUAUUUUUCAAAUUUUCAAAUAUUCACAGUAAUUAUACCUUGACAACUGCCUUAGUGUAGUGUUUGACAGAGGAGCAAAGAGGAUCGGAGUAAAAAUAUACAUUUUAUUUGGAAAAUGCAGUUGAGUAAUUGUGUGUAAGUCGACAGAAAUAUUUGAAAUACGUAUACUUAAAAAUGUACUGCUCAACCCAGUAGGAGCACAACACAAGCCCACUGUAAUCAACUGCUUCAACUCUUUUAUGUACAUUACGCUUAAUUAAUAGAAAAACUAAUUAUGCUGCAAAUCCCGACGAGCCAGUGACAUCUUGCAAGUUUCAACUGGAAAGAUGCAGAUUCCCUCUGGCCAACAAAUGGUCAGAAGAUAAAAGUACUAUUCUGAUGUUAAUUGGCAUUAUUUAUCAGCUUGAACGUGGUACUCCUCUACACGGUAGUACUCAGCAGAAGUACUUUUGAAUCUUAAUCAUUCUCAAAACCCAAACCAAAUCUCUCUCCCGGGGCUUGAGUGGAAACUGUGGUUAUAGAUCGAGUGUGCCUAGUAGAUUUUUCGGCAUAUUUCAUAAGCAAAUUCAGGGCAACAUUAUAAUGAUUUAAACCUCUAUCUGUAUCGGACUAUUUUGACUGAUUGAUAAAUUGAUUUUUU